AUGCUUCGUUCAUUACGUUCGCUUUUCAUUACGGGGGUUGCCCUGCUAGACUUGGCUGCUGCUCUUAAGGGUUGUCCUAUGGAGCCGCAUCCUGUGAUUCUAGUCGAGGAGACUCCCAUCGUUCUUAGUACUCUUGUGUGCUCUGAUACAGCCUUGACCUUUGGCGCCAUUACCAUCGAUGUGACUUCAGCACCAACACUGCUAGUUACCAACUUCAAUGCUAUCACAACAAGCACUCUUCACGCUGGCAGUAAUACCGUUACAUCCUUUACUGGACCUUGGGUUACCUUGACGGGAGGCUGGUGGACUGGCUCUGGAGUAUCUACCCUCACACUUCCACCUGGUCAAAGAGGUGGAACUGGCACCAAGAUUAUAUUCGCUGGGAGUGCAACGGGCUCCUUCACUGGACCUUUCACGACGACUACAGGAGGACAAUGGACUGGAGCCGGGGUGACCACGAUGACCCUCCCACCAAGUGGCAGCAGUGGGACCGGGACCAAGAUCAUAUUCACACCACCGCCGACUGGUAACCCCACGAGUACUGUCUCUGCAUCAAAUAGAGAGCCAGGAGCGGCAUCCACGGGCGUUGGUCGGGGAUCUUCUACCGGCGGUGGCUCUGCCUCCUCAUUAGGGGCAUCAGGAGCCAUAUCCAUAGGCACGGGCAGUUCUACCAGUAGAGGUUCAGGAUAUGAAUCUACAUUUUCCGCCUCAACAAGCGCGGGAUCUGGUUCAUCUCACGGAAAUACAGGAGCUGUGUCUACCGGCACAGGCGCCGGCUCAGAAUCCUCUACAGAAAGUUCAGGAUUUAUAUCCACAGGUACACGUACUGGUCCUGGCUCCGCAACUGGGGGAUCAGAAGCCUCGUCUACUAGUGAUGCUGGUUCAGGUUCUUCAACUAGAGGCUCAGGUACCUCGUCAACUCAAGCAGGAUCCGGAGCAUCUUCAACUAGAGGCUCAGGUACCUCCUCAACUCAAGCAGGAUCCGGAGCAUCUUCAACUGGAGGACCAGGUACCUCAUCAACUGAAGGAUCUGGUGCAUGUUCAACUGGAGGAUCUGGGGCAUCUUCAACUAGUAGCGCUUCUACAUCUUCCACAAGAGAAUCUGGCUCAGGAUCCUCUACAGGAACGACAGGAGCAUCUUCAGCUAGUGGCGGGAGCUCUGCCUCAACAGGAGGAUCAGGAGCCUCUUCUACUAAUAGUGCUGGCUCAGGAUCAUCCACUGGCAGUUCAGACUCAUCUUUAACUGAAGGAACCUCAACAGCAACUUCAAGCAGAGGAACCUCAACAGCACCUUCAACAGAUAGCACAAGUUCUGCCUCUUCUACCGGUAGCACUGGCUCAGGCUCAUCGACUGGAGGGCCAGGUAGCUCUUCUACCCUUGACACAGGCUCCGGUUCUUCUACUGCCGGCUCAGGCUCAUCUACUAGCUCGGCCUCAUCUACUAGCUCAGCCUCAUCCAGUAGCUCAGUAUCAUCUACUAGCUCAGUCUUAUCUACAAGCUCAGCCUCAUCCAGUAGCUCAGUAUCAUCUACUAGCUCAGUAUCAUCUACUAGCUCAGAAUCGUCCACUGGCUCCGACUCUACCUCAUCAAACACGCAAGGAUCGUCCUCUACCGUCUCGGCGACCGCGAGUCCCACCGCGGUAGCCUGCGCGAAAACGCCACCUCAGUGCCUGGCGCUGGCUGGAACAAGUGGCCAAGAAUUCUCCGAUCGGCUCGGAGCUUGUACAAGCGCCUUGGGUGAUUACGAUGGCGUGAACACCGAGGUGGGAUACUGCACAAGCAACAACCUCCCUGGGAAUACCGGCGACAAGCUCAUUGCUUGCUUGAAUGCUGCCCUGGCAGGAAUAUGCAUCACGGAUCUCCCUGAAGCAUGUACGAGCCUAGCCGGCAAGACCGAUCUGUUACUGGCGCUGGCUCUCCCUUAUUGCAAGUCCGCUCUAGGCCCUUUCAGUGCUAGCGGCCCUGCUGCGACAUGUGUGGCAGGCAAUUUGAGUACAGGCGAUGCUGUCAUCACCUGCUUGAACGCUGCGCUGUUCUCUUGA
Molecule: messenger RNA, 2043 nt
Organism: Fusarium tjaetaba
Lineage: Eukaryota; Fungi; Ascomycota; Sordariomycetes; Hypocreales; Nectriaceae
Exons: 3
Coding region: 1-2043 (680 amino acids)
Source: RefSeq, a predicted model, not a curated record